Poeciliopsis prolifica (blackstripe livebearer) is the source of this 1405-nucleotide messenger RNA. Its product is annotated as GTPase IMAP family member 7-like. The transcript is spliced from 2 exons. Bases 86 to 1042 code for a protein of 318 amino acids. The record is from RefSeq and is a predicted model, not a curated record. Gene Ontology annotation, molecular function: GTP binding. NCBI's taxonomy places the organism in Eukaryota, Metazoa, Chordata, Actinopteri, Cyprinodontiformes, Poeciliidae.
GAUAAGAGAGAGACACACAUUCAGUACCAACAAACAAUCCCAGCAACUGACUACACCAUCUCCAAACUUUCAGCUCCUCUUUGUCAUGGCAGCAUCAAGUAGAACAAAGCUAGUCCUGCUGGGAAAAUCUGGCAUUGGGAAGAGCAGCCUUGGAAACGCCAUACUGGGAGCAAAUCUGUUUGAAGAAAACAUGUCCCCAAACUCUGUGACACAUGAAUGCAAAGUUGCAUCUAGAGAUGUCAACGGAGCGUCUGUCCAAGUCAUCGACACUCCAGGCUUCUUUGGAAACACCACGAAUGAAGAGCAGCUGAAGAGGGAAAUGCUGAAGUGCAUUGAAAUGUCCGCACCUGAGAUUCACGCGUUUCUCAUUGUGCUGAAUGUGGGACGAUACGGAGACCAGGAGAAGCAGGUCAUCGAUAAAAUAAAGGAAUAUUUCACAGACGAGGCUCUGAAACACGCCGUGGUUGUGUUCACUUACGGCGACCAGCUGAGAACAGGCCAGAAGAUUGAAGACUUUAUAGAAGAGAAUCCUCUGAAAGAGCUGGUGAGGAAGUGUGGAGGCCGGUGUCACGUUGUGGAUAAUAAAUACUGGAAAGAUCAGCAGGACGACUACAGGAGCAACAGGAUUCAGGUCGGUCAGCUUCUCAACACGAUAGAGAGAAUGAAAAACGAGCAGAGUGGCUACACCAACUUCUUACUUCAAGCGGUGGGGAAUGAGAUAGCGAGGAUGGGGGAAGGCAGAGAAGGAUGGCCCUGGGGCCAGAUUUUGAAGGUAUCAGCUGGAGCUACUGUAGGAAUGUUGCUGGGAGCAUUUCUUGGUUUUUUUAAAUGCACACCAAUUCCAUGUCUUGGUGCAUUUGGUGGAGCAUUGGUUGGUGGCAUAGCUGGGGCAGGUAUAGCUUACAGCAGUGAAACAACAAUGGAUGGUGUUGUAAAAACAGCUAAAAUCAUUUUCAAGAUCGGAGAGAAACGGCUGAGAGUGUCAUGCCUGCUAAACAGUCCAAACAGUUCUGGAGAGGAGUCAAAGUUGAAGCCUGAAUAAAGUAAAGAAAUAAAAUUGCAAGGGCGAGAAGCUCAGACCACAUGGAGACUGAUGAUCUACAUUUUUGUCCUUCCUGGUUCUGCAACAGAACGUGGAACCAGGAAGGUCACUGUUUUGAAACUCAUCAGUUUUCAGAAGUAAUUGCUCCUGGUUCCUUAAAAUGUCAGAUCCUUAUUUUUGCGUAGCCUAAAUAACUGAAAACCUUUUAUACAAACCUAAAAUCGUCUCCAUGUGGAAGGGGCCUCAGUUUGUCGAAUGUUUUAGACGUUUGUCUUCAUGGAGGGUUAAAAUUGAGGAGGGAAUAAUAACAUAAACGCAAACAAACGAUAAAGCCACUGAUAAAUCUGUCAUCAGCAACAGUGG